This is a messenger RNA of Eutrema salsugineum, 2637 nucleotides long. Its product is annotated as probable cyclic nucleotide-gated ion channel 6. The coding region runs from base 113 to 2431 and encodes 772 amino acids. Gene Ontology annotation, cellular component: membrane. Gene Ontology annotation, biological process: potassium ion transport; transmembrane transport. Gene Ontology annotation, molecular function: voltage-gated potassium channel activity; protein binding. The record is from RefSeq and is a predicted model, not a curated record. Lineage: Eukaryota; Viridiplantae; Streptophyta; Magnoliopsida; Brassicales; Brassicaceae. The transcript is spliced from 7 exons.
UCUUACAACUUUCUCCCUCUUCUCCUGCUUCUGCUUCCGUUUCUACUUCUUCUUCUUCAUCGCCAUCAGAUUCGACUAUUAUGGAUUCAUGAGUUGAAUCUUAGAGAAGAGUAUGUUUGAUUGUGGCACAAAUGGAGUCAAAUCUCAAGUAAUCAGUGGCCACCGGGAGAAGUUUGUGAGGUUGGAUAGUAUGGACUCUAGAUACUCUCAGAGUUCUGAUGCGGGUCUGAACAGAUGCACAUUAAAUCUACAAGGACCUAAACGUUUUGCUCAGGGAAGCAAAACAUCAUCUGGAUCUUUCAAGAAAGGAUUUAGAAAAGGAUCAGAGGGGCUUUGGUCUAUAGGCAGAUCGAUUGGACUCGGUGUUUCACGUGCUGUGUUUCCUGAAGAUCUCAAAGUAUCAGAGAAGAAGAUAUUCGAUCCACAAGACAAGUUUCUUUUGCUCUGCAACAAGCUGUUUGUAGCUUCUUGCAUCCUCGCUGUAUCCGUGGACCCUCUCUUCUUGUAUCUUCCGUUCAUCAACGACAAAGUGAAAUGCGUUGGUAUAGACAGGAAACUGGCGAUCGUAGCAACUACGUUAAGGACAGUCAUAGAUUCGUUUUAUCUCUUUCACAUGGCUCUCAGGUUUAGAACAGCUUAUGUUGCUCCCUCAUCACGAGUUUUUGGUCGAGGAGAGCUUGUGAUAGACCCUGGACAGAUAGCUAAGCGGUAUUUGCAACAGUACUUCAUUAUAGAUUUGCUUUCCGUGCUUCCCGUUCCACAGAUUAUAGUUUGGAGAUUUCUCUACACGUCGAGGGGUGCAAGUGUUCUAGCAACGAAACAAGCACUUAGAUAUAUCGUGUUAGUUCAAUAUAUCCCGCGUUUUCUACGUAUGUAUCCUCUGAGCUCAGAAUUGAAGAGAACAGCUGGUGUAUUUGCUGAAACCGCUUGGGCUGGUGCAGCUUAUUACUUGCUGCUUUACAUGCUUGCAAGCCAUGUCAGUACCAUACAAUCUUCGUUUUUUUGGUUGUUGUUGUUUGAAGCAAUAUGUUCUUAUAAAUGGUAUGUGUGUAUGCAGAUUGUUGGGGCUUUGUGGUAUUUGCUUGCCUUAGAACGCAAUAACGACUGUUGGAGCAAAGCUUGCCACGGUAACCAGACAUGUACCAGAAACUUCUUGUUUUGUGGUAACCAAAACAUGAAAGGUUAUGCUGCUUGGGACACUAUGAAAGAUUCGUUUCUUCAGCUACAUUGUCCUGUCAAUGUAACUGAUGGCGAGGAACCUCCCUUUGAUUUUGGAAUCUACUUAAGAGCUCUCUCCUCUGGCAUCGUCUCAUCUAAGAACUUUGUCUCUAAAUACUUCUUCUGCUUGUGGUGGGGAUUACAGAAUCUUAGUACACUUGGUCAAGGACUUGAAACUAGCACAUACCCUGGAGAGGUUAUAUUCUCCAUAACACUUGCUAUUGCUGGACUUUUACUCUUUGCCCUUCUCAUUGGAAACAUGCAGACUUAUCUUCAAUCACUUACAAUCCGGUUAGAAGAAAUGCGAGUCAAAAGACGCGACUCAGAACAAUGGAUGCAUCACCGAAUGCUUCCACCACAACUGCGAGAACGGGUCAGACGAUAUGACCAGUACAAGUGGUUAGAGACACGAGGAGUCGAUGAAGAGAAUCUUGUUUCGAACCUCCCAAAGGAUCUUAGAAGAGAUAUCAAACGUCAUCUCUGUCUCGCCUUAGUACGAAGAGUUCCGUUGUUUGAGAACAUGGAUGAGAGGUUGCUUGAUGCAAUCUGUGAGCGGCUCAAGCCAUGUCUAUUCACUGAGAAGUCUUUCUUGGUUCGUGAGGGAGAUCCAGUGAAUGAGAUGCUCUUCAUAAUCCGUGGUAGGCUCGAGAGUGUAACCACUGAUGGUGGUAGAAGUGGAUUCUACAAUCGUAGUUUACUUAAGGAAGGAGAUUUCUGUGGAGACGAGCUUUUGACAUGGGCGCUUGAUCCCAAAUCUGGUGUUAACCUUCCUUCCUCGACAAGAACUGUAAAGGCCUUAACCGAAGUAGAAGCUUUCGCUUUGAUAGCAGACGAGCUGAAAUUCGUGGCGAGUCAGUUCAGGAGGCUACAUAGCAGACAAGUGCAACACACUUUCAGAUUCUAUUCACAGCAAUGGAGGACUUGGGCCGCUUGCUUUAUACAAGCAGCGUGGAGACGGUACACAAAGAGGAAGAAACUGGAGCAACUUAGAAAAGAAGAGGAGGAAGAAGAAGAAGAAGCAUCAUCGGUUAUUGCAGGAGGAAGUCCGUAUAGCAUUAGAGCUACGUUCUUGGCUUCAAAGUUUGCAGCAAAUGCACUUCGCAGUGUUCACAAGAACCGGACUGCGAAAUCGGCUUUGUCUGCACCAACUAAAGAAUUAGAAUUGGUGAAGUUUCAGAAACCUCCAGAACCAGAUUUCUCUGCUGAUUGCUGAAGAUACAACUUAGCAAAGGCAAGGAUUCUUUUUUCUUUACUUGUACACAAUCUCUAAGAAGUCAUCAACUCAAAAAGAUUCAAUUUUUGUUUUGUUCUGAAAAGUAUUCUUGCUUGGGUGUUCAUAAAGCCCAAAUAUUGUAAUAUAAAAAUGAUUAUUUGUGAUUUGCCCUUUUUUCUUCUUAUCAUUAAGAAAUAGAUUGAAAA